AUGCAAGCUUGUAAACGGAAAUACAUUCAUCUCUACGAUGGGUCAACCCACGCCAUCGUCCUGUUGCUGACAAGCUGCUUCGUCUUCGGUCUAGCAGCUGCGGCGGACAUGUUGCAGGGAGUCGACGUUCCGAGAUUUUCGUACGCAGGAUCGCGCGUGAACGUGUCGUGCUCAUACGACCUGACCAGCACGGGUCUGUACUCCCUCAAAUGGUAUCAUAACGACCAGGAGUUCUACAGGCACGUGCCUACUGAGAGGAACAGACCUGUCGUCAUCAAACCCAGCCUCAAGUUCAACGUCCAUGAAGUGUCACGCUCCGACCAGCAAGUGACGCUGGAGCUCACGAGCCUCACGUCAGAAGCGUCCGGGGAAUACAAGUGCGAGGUCAUCGCUGAGCAUCCUUCGUUCCGCACCGAGACACGGGCUGCUAAUAUGACUGUCAUGGCUGAGAGGCCGCAGCCCCCCGCCAUCACAGGGGGGCAGGAGAGCUACGAGGCUGGGGAACUGGUCCAGCUCCUCUGCACCCCCCAGUACCUCAGCCCCGCCGCCCUCCACACCCAACCCCAGCCUACCAUCACGUGGUAUAUAGCCGGCCAUCCCGCGCCACCAGAGCACGUCAUACCUCACAGGGGGCGAGCGCGGGAGCCACCCGGCUUGACACUCAGCGUGCGCGCUGACAAGGUGUCGCGGCUGACAGGAGGCGGUGAGGUGGAGUUCCAGUGUCUGCUGACGCUGGCUGACAGCAAGAUACGGUCUAGCAGCUCCAUGAAGACGACACUGCAGCGCAGUUCUUAUCUUUACAACUACUUCAGUGCAGAAUAUGAUGAAGGCUUGUCUGAGCGUCGUCACGACAGAAACAAAAUCAAGCUCGAUCUGUCCAACGAUUAA
Hyalella azteca is the source of this 888-nucleotide messenger RNA. RefSeq lists its product as uncharacterized. The record is from RefSeq and is a predicted model, not a curated record. The coding region runs from base 1 to 888 and encodes 295 amino acids. The transcript has 7 exons. Lineage: Eukaryota; Metazoa; Arthropoda; Malacostraca; Amphipoda; Hyalellidae.